UCAGAGUAGACAGCAAGUGCUGGGUCAUUCUUAUGCCUGAUAUGGGCUUUACUGGGCUGGCGUAGUGAACCCUUGCUCAGAACGGGAGGACAUUGCGUGUAGGCUGCAUCCAGGCCAGGUCUGGCCCCACUCUAGGCUCAUUGGCAGCUGAGGUUUUGCUUGUUUGCCUCUUGGACAGUGGACAAGGAGGCCCUGAUGUUGAGAUCCAUCCAUGUACCCUCAGCAUCUUUCCUAUGUUUCCUUCUGCCCGAUAAGUCAUGUCUUUAGAGUGCACCCUAUGCCCUUGCAAAUGCCUUGCUCAGCAGACCUGUCUGCUGUCUGGGCCUGCUGACUACCGUUUUGCCACUACUAAGCUCAGCCAUCUUCUAUGGGGUAGAUGUGACAGCUAUAAGGGACAGGUGAGAGACAUGUCCUCUAGACAAUUUUUUAAGGUAGUUUCAUUAGUCCAACCUUGUACAUAGUGAAGUAAACUCUAGCCAAGGAGGCAUGUGUUUCCAAGGCUGCUGCAAGCCAGGGUGAUUGGCUUCCAGGCCCGUGCUUCUUCCCCUUUCCCUGAGACCUCCUGGGUCAUGUGGUCUGCUGGAGAGGGUGACUGUUCCCAGAUAGAACAGAGCCUCUGCCCCUCCUCCAGAUUCCUAGUGUUGCUGCUGGGAUGUGAGAUGCUGUGGUGCUCACAUCUCUUCAGGUUCCCCCACAUGGUCCCCAAUCCCACAUUUUCAUUUUACUUUUGUGUCUUUAUUUUACUUUAAGUGUUUGGGGGACACAUGGCAGAGGGGCCCAGCUCCCAGCUGUCAAGUCAGCAGCCUGAGAAUUUCCCCUAGUUUUAAGGACCUAGUCUCAGAUCACACCAGGCUUUGAUGAUGAAAAGAAUUCCAGGCUAGCCAGUUUAGGAAGCAGAGUUGGAGAUUGUGUUAAAGAUAUUUAAAUAGAGGCUUAAGUAUGAAGAUUAGGCACAAAAGAGGUGCCCAAAAGAAAAAAGUAAAACAUACUUCAGAGCUUGGGCUCGGAGCUUCUCCGCUUCUCUGAUGCAUCUCAUUGAGUGAGGUUUAAAAGUCCUGUCUUAUUCAUGGCUCCUAACUAGGUUCAAAGUCAAAAGUUCAGCCCUGGGAAUAGAGGAAGGUAGGAUAUCUUACUGUCAACAGUUUUGUUUGAGGUUCUCUAACUGUGUCUGGGAAGAGAGAUAAGGCCAUACCCAAGAUCAUAUGCAUUUUUUUCAGGCCUUAAGUGUAUUGUUAUCUUAACAUAAAAUACCUGUAAAUGAGGCCAGGCAUGGAGGCUCACACCUUUAAUCCCAGCACUUGGGAUGCAGAAGCAGGCAGAACUCUGUGAGCUUAGUCAGGGCCACACAGUGAGAACUUGUCUCAAAACAAACAAACAAACAAACAAAUGUAAAAAUAUCUGUAUAUGAAAAUCCUGGUAAGCGUCGGCACCCGUAGCACUGACUGUGCUGGGCCACUUGCUUUUUGCUGGCAAACGCAUUAACCCUGGUCCAGGAGGAGGUCCUGCCCUUGCUUCUCUUCACGUCAUUGGCCUGUGUCUCCACCCUGCCUCAGCUAGAUGCAGUCUGAUCACCUACUUGCUCUCAUAUAUGGUACCCCUUAGCCCUUCCCUGGAUGUGGGUGACCGAUCACCUGUACAAAGAACAGGACAGGAAGGCUUGGAGGAGUUCUAGAAACAGAGCCAAGUUUGUUGUUGACACUAGGUGGGGAAGAGCCAGAGUUCGUCCUUUGGUGAUGUGUCAGUCAGCUUACAACAGUAGUAACUGUGAGUCUGGCGUGUGUUGACUCAGACCACAGGGCCUGCUUGGUAAAGGGCUCCUGACAACAAGAUCACCUCAAGCCAACUUGAUUUUUUGAGAUAAUCUGUACCAUUUUCACCUCUUACCUCAACUAUUCAUUGUUUGUUCUUUGAGGCAAUAUAGUCUUGAUGAGACUAGAACUUGCUAUGUUGCCCAGGCUGGCCUUGAGCUCCUGGCUGUCUUAUUUCUUGGCCUCCAGGGUGCUGUCAACUUUAAUAUUCUGUGUGUGUGUGUGUCUGUGUGUGUGUGUGUCUGUGUGUGUGUGUCUUGCUAUGUCACCUAGGCUGACAUUGAAUUGGCCAUCCUCCUGUCUCUGCCUCCUAGGUUGGAGGAUCACAGGUGUGCAUGCUACACCCAGCUCCCCUUUGAGAUUUCAAAAGUCAUGUAUACAAACUUAAAAAAAAAAAUGCCUCCAUGUCCCAGCAACUACUCCCAUGGUAUACUGCUGACACUUGUGUCUACUGGCAAGGUGUCUUAGUGCUUGCCUCUAUCCUCUCUGGAGAAGCUGUGAGCUAGAGAUGGCUCUAUAGUUAAAAGCACUUGUUCUUGUUUGUUUGUUUAUUUCAAGACAGGGUUUCUCUGUAUAGUCCUGGCUGUCCUGGAACUCACUUUGUAGACCAGGCUGGCCUCAAACUCAGAAAUCCGCCUGCCUCUGCCUCCCGAGUGCCACUUGUUCUUGCACAGGUUCUGGGUUUGGCUCCUAGCAACCAGAUAGCGCCUUCCAGGAAACCUGACAUCCUCUUUGACCUUUGCAGGCACCAGGAAUGCAUAUGGUACACAUAGGCAUGCAUGUAAGCUAACUAUCAGAUGCAUAAAUAAAUUAUUUUAAAGAUAUAUUUAUUUUAUGUAUAUGAGUAUACUGUAGCUGUCUUCAGACACACCGGAAGAGGGCAUCAGAUCCCAUUACGGAUGGUUGUGAACCACCAUGUGGUUGCUGGGAAUUGAACUCAGGACCUCUGAAAGAGCAGUCUUAUCCACUGAGCCAUCUCUCUAGCCCACCCCGUCCCCUUUUUUUUAAAAAAGAAAUGCCAUAUUUUGUCUGGUUCUAGAUCAGCCAGGGCUCCUGUUUCAAAAAACAAACAAACAAACUAAACAGAAUAUCCUAUUUUAUGUAUUUAUUAUUUAAUACAAAAUGAGGUGAUAGAAGCCACCUGAGGGCCAGGCCUGUCGCUAUUGUGGGGGCAAGGGACAGGCUGGGCUUCCUACCAAGAGAAAACUGAAAUGCUUGCCAGCCCUGUAUCAAGCUUUCUGUCAAGCCCAUAGUAUGUUUGGUUUGUGCUAUUCCUUUGAACUGUGAAUGACACCCUGGUGUGAGGUUGAAUUAAUGUCUUCAGAGCAUUGGGGAGAUCUGAGGAGAAGGUAUCACAGGAGACAAUUUGUCAUGGUGAACUGCUGUGGAACAGCUGGAUUGAGCAGCAUAGGCUUACAGAGCUCUGGCUGCCAAGAUGGGAGGAGAGGAGGGUGCUGCAGCUGAUUGGUUGCCUGGGGAUUUCUCAGCCAAGGUCUCAGGAAUGGUGACACUGUGUUCCAUAUGUGUUUACCUCUUCUGCUGGCACUCCCUGGAGCCCAGAUCACAGCCCAUCACAUCGGAAGUUUCUUCCUGUCUUGUCCUGCCCAAAAGAACAGCUUCACCCCCAGGAGCUACUACAGCCAGCAGUGACUUGGCUGCAGGACCUGGCCACUGACCAUCUUUUUCAGACUGAUAUUUUUACUCCUUGUCAUUGAAGUUGUCAGCUGAUUGCAUGAGCCCCAAAGCCUCUGCCCAAAGCCUUGAUCCAGACACCCCUGAUAGACUGUCUCAAAUUGUUAGCUCUCCAGCUGGGAAGUCAGAAAAACAUCACUCCUGUUCCUUUGUGUGUGCCCCACAUUGCCACCUUUCUGUUCACAUACCCUGCUUGCUUUUUUUCAAGGUCCUGGGUUAUGUUGCACGGUGCUCAGGUAAAUAAGACAGUCCACUUGUGCUCUGCCCUGUGCCUCUGUGUUCUGUGCCAUGACAUCGGCUCAUUCUCUCUUGGUUUCUGCUGCAUAUAUCAGUAUGGGGAGAGCAAGGUUUCUGAGUUUUCUUCUAGGGCUCUUUGGAAGUAGGCAGCUUUCUUUGUCUUGAAACAUGCCAACGGCAGGCACACAGGUUUUCAGCAUCAUACUUGAUGGAUUCUAUUAGGAAGCCAGUCCAUUCACAGGCAGAGACAAAAGCCACUGCUGUCGCCCAGGCAUCUGCUUCUUCUUGUCACAACACUGUCCCUGAGACCAGAUGGUUCUGUCUGCCUUCUGACACCAUGGACAGGUCUUGCUUAUAUCUAGUCUGUAAUGGUUAUUCCUGGUUGUCAAGUUGUCUAUAUCUGGAAUGAGCUACCGUCCAGAAUUGGAGGGCUCACAUGUGAUCCAGAUCAUGAGGCUGGAAGACACAAGUUUCUGACCUGGAUCUUGGCAUGAAGAUCUUGAAUGGAUCUGAAAGCCCACUAGAUCUUAGGCCCAGAUAGGGUAGUACACACCUUUAUCUUUUUAUUUUUUUAAAAGAUUUAUUUAUUAUUAUACAUAGGUACAGUGUAACUGACUUGAGACGCAUCAGAAGAGAGCAUCAGAUUUCAUUACAGGUGGCUGUGAGCCACCAUGUGGUUGCUGGGAUUUGAACUCAGGAUCUUCUGAAGAGCAGUCAGUGCUUACAGGCUGAGCCAUCUCACCAGCCCAAUACAUACCUUUAAUCUCAGGAGACUAAGGCAAGAUCUCUGAGUUCAAGGUCAGCCUGGGACAAAAUUUGUUCUGGAUCCAGGUAUGGUGGUACACACCUUUAAUCUGGGCCACACCUUCUGCUGGAGACCUACAUAAGGACAUUGGAAAGAAAAAUUCGUUCUUCUUCGUUUGCUUGCAUUUACUUCCAGCACAUCUCUUGCAGUCUACUUCUACAGAAGACCAGCUGAAACAACUAGCCUCGUAGGACUGAGCAACUACUAGAUUCUUGGACUUCCCAUUUACAGCUGACCAUUGUUGGGGUAGUUGAACUACAGACUACCUUGUGACCGUGUGAGCAAAGCCACCCUUGCAACCCAUGUGCAUCAUCUUCUUUAAGUUUGAUCCUCGUCCUGUUUCCAAAAAUGCAUACAGGCUCAUCUUGGCAGCCAACAGAGAUGAAUUCUAUAACAGGCCGUCCAAGUUGGCAGACUUCUGGGGGAACAACAGUGAGAUCCUCAGUGGGCUCGACAUGGAGGAAGGCAAGGCAGGAGGAACAUGGCUGGGCAUCAGCACACGUGGGAAGCUGGGGGCACUCACCAACUACCUACAGCCCCGGCAAGAGCCAGACGCCCGUGGUAGAGGUGAACUUGUGUCUCACUUUCUGACCAGUGACAUGGACAGCCUGUCCUACCUGAAGAAGGUCUCUACAGAGGGCCACCUGUAUAACGGCUUUAACAUCAUAGCAGCUGACCUGAGCACGUCAAAAGGAGAUGUUGUUUGCUACUAUGGAAACCGGGGGGAGCCUGAGCCUAUUGUCUUGACACCAGGAACCUAUGGGCUAAGCAAUGCCCUGCUGGAGACGCCCUGGAAGAAGCUGUGCUUUGGCAAACAACUCUUCAUGGAAGCAGUGGAGCAGAGCGAAGCACUCCCUAAGGACGUCCUUGUCACUCAGCUCCUAGAUGUCCUCAACAAUGAGGAGGCACAGCUGCCAGACCCAGCCAUUGAGGACCAGGGCCAGGAGUAUGUACAGCCAAUUCUGAACAAGUAUGCAGCUGUGUGUGUCCGCUGUGCCACCUAUGGCACCAGAACCAACACCAUCAUCCUUGUGGAUGCAAAUGGCCACGUGACCUUCACUGAACGGAGCAUGCUGGACAAAGACACCUCUCGCUGGGAGACCAACACCUAUGAGUUCACACUACAGAGUUAGCCCCUGCCAGGUUCCAAGGAUGCUGUUCCUGAAGGGCCAGCGUGGACAGGAACCUUUCACGGCCACUCUGCAGGUCUGUGGCUCAGCCAGCACCCCUAGGACCAGGUUGUUCUGAUUUGUGUCCUCAUACUCAGCUCAGGGUCUCUCUUUGUACCAAUGGAGAACGACAGAGUUAAAUACUAGGCGUGAGUCAGGCCUGGGUAUGCCGUAUGUGAACACACAGACCUGUUUGUUGCUCAACCCCACUGCCACUGUGUGCACCUGACUGAUGAGUAGGAUCAUGCCUCUCACCUCACACGUUUGGGCAGUGGGUCUCAUCCAUGGACGGGUAACAAAAGCAGACUCUUUACAGAAACUGGAGAUCCUGUAUUUGUUUGUGUUCAUAUGUGUUCGGUGGUUCUUCAUAUACGAGGACCCUGUGUGCAUUUUCUCAGUCCUGUAGUGUGGACCCUGGGAUCUCUUAGACCCCUGCUUGCCCAGGAUUGUGGGUUCUGAGCAAGACAUCUUCAACCAGUCCCGUCCAUCUCCCAUUGCCCUUGUUAUGGUAUACACCAUAGGAAUGUGAACUUGAAUGUGCACAGUUGAUAAUAAAUCUUUGAAGUUGUAA
This is a messenger RNA of Mus musculus (house mouse), 6282 nucleotides long. RefSeq names its product transport and golgi organization 2 (gene Tango2). The transcript is spliced from 9 exons. The record is from RefSeq and is a predicted model, not a curated record. Lineage: Eukaryota; Metazoa; Chordata; Mammalia; Rodentia; Muridae. Gene Ontology annotation, cellular component: Golgi apparatus; mitochondrion; cytosol. The coding region runs from base 4845 to 5675 and encodes 276 amino acids.